This is a messenger RNA of Durusdinium trenchii, 4656 nucleotides long. NCBI's taxonomy places the organism in Eukaryota, Dinophyceae, Suessiales, Symbiodiniaceae. The record is from the annotation of a GenBank genome assembly.
GAACUUUUUCUGGGUGAAGAUGUGCGGCAGAGGCAAUUGUCCAUUGAAGAGCUACGCACUCGCUGUCGCUCAAUUUUCGUCCCUUGCUCAGCGUACACUCCUGCCAUUUACACUUGGGGUCAACUCUGGGUGCUUCCAUCUAGUCUUCCACGACCUGUGGCUUCGUGGUCUGCGCUUGCUGCUCGUCUGUGUGCCGCACGCUGUGUGGUGUCUGCCUCAGCCUCAAAGGCGAGUUUUCGUCGCAUUUGGGAUACGUGUACUGAGACCAUUGUCUCCACUCAAUCAACCACGCUCAUAUCCUGUCGGGCAUUUGGACGGCAGUGGUCUCUCACGGUUCCGACUGAAGACGGUGUCACAGUACGUCUCCUCGUUGAAGAUUUGUUGCAGCAACUGCCUCCAGAUAGUGCUCAGAUGCAGCAGCUGUGGAACCGUUUGUGUGAGCAGCAUGCUGUUGCUUCACAGAUCAGUAUUCCAACUGCAGUUGCUUAUGAUUCACAAGCUUGGACAUACACCGUUGUUCCGGGAGCCUGGGAACCCUGUGCAUAUGCAUCGGAUGCUGCAGCAGCUCGUGUUGCUUGUGGAGCGCCAGAGGCACGUGCCAAGUUUUGGUGCCGGCUUUGUGAUUGGACUGGUGACAGCCCCGAGACUUGGACAGCUCAUCUUGGGCUCCAUGGUGGCGCUGUCGCAUAUCGUCAGGCUUUGCUGGCUGCAAAUGGGCGUGACUGGCCGCAAGCCGUGGAUCCAAAGGAGAUGCGUCACUGCAUGAGUAGCUACACAGAGCGUUUUCAUACUACUUUGGCUUCUCCCGCACGACUUUGUGCGUGUUGCGCAUGUGAGCCCUUGCAGCCAGAUAUGGUCCAAACACAUGACCUCCGGGCCGGCGUCUUCGAUCUGUCUUCCUUACACAAGCUUCUCUCAGCCCAAGCAUAUCAGUCGCGGCUUCAUUCACUCUACACUGACUGUUCGGCUGCGUUCCUGGGUCUACCCCUGGAAAUCCUGACCGCCUGCGGAGUUGCGGUGCCACAGAUUUUGUUGCCUGAUUCGAAUGUUUUCUCUGCCCCCAAUGAUAGAUGGCUCUUGCAUUUGGCAGCAGAAGCUCGCGUGCACUGGAAUGUUGCGGCAGCUUCGCUCGGAAGUGCUCUAUAUCUUGAUCUUUGUUCGUCCUGUUUCGCUUCUCUGUCACGACAACUACCACGCUUACCAUCACAAGGUCUUGCCAAUGGCAAUCUGUGUCCACCACUCCCGGCCUCCUUGCAGAAUUUGACACUUGCAGAGACACUUUUCAUCUCUCGUGGGUUCACGGUUCAUCGUUUGCACACUUUGCCCGGACGAAGUGCUCCCGAAGACAGACAACGCGCACUCCGCGGCAACGUCAUUUCUUUUCCACAGAGUGCGGCCGAGAUUUUUGCACGUCUGCCGCGGUCGGUUUCGAGUGCCGCUGAGAUGCUCACUGUCUUGUUCCCAAGUGAGGAUUUGCGCGAUUUGUCUCACUGCCCAGAGUACCAUGUGCGUCGUCAACGCGUCUUCGACGCCCUCUCUUGGCUUAUCUGGCACAAUCCGUACUAUGCCGAUGUGCUCCUUGAUCACACUGCAUUGUCUACGCUGCCAGAGAAUGGGCCUCUUUGCAAUGUUGGUCAUCAUGCGCCGGCAACGGACAUUGCCGCGGACCUGGGGCCAGCAGAUGCCCAACAGAGCACUCCUUCCGUUGCGCAGAUGCCGUUGGUCGCCGCAGUUCUGGACACAGAAGGAUCAAGUCUCAUGCCAGCUGAUUUGUGGCGCCAUGCCCUCAGGCCUCCAGAGGCAGAAAUGGACCAUGUUGUGGCUGUGCCGCAUGGGUCGGCUCCUCUGAACAGCUUUGACCCUGGAUAUUGGACAUUCUGCUUUCCAACCUUAUUUCCAUACGGUGAUGCUCUGCCGUCUUGCCCUCGACUCACGCGAUUGCCACUUCGAGUUUGGGCUCGGCACUUGCUUUUGCGGCGAGACCGUAGUGCUUCCGAGAGGCCUUGGGCUAUGGAUUUGCAUUUCUUAGCUACGCUCUUUGGAGUUUUGCACCGCAAGGAUUUGCUCCAAGCUGUGCGAGCCAAAUUUUCUGCUCCUGGCUUUGCACGAGAACUCCGCGAUCUUCCUGGGCUGGGUCUGGAGGAUUUUGAUUAUCUUGCGCUCCUCUUGCGGAACUCUGGGAGCGUCCGUCAAGCUCUACGACAUCCUGACCUGCCACAUCGACUCCGUGCUGUUCUGCAGAGCAUGCAGCUUGUCGCUCGCAGCAUACCGUGUACUAAUGCCUUCCGUGAGAAUAUGCGGCAUGAGCUGCGAGCGUUGCAGCUGUGGCAUGGUUUACCAAGUCUCUUUGUGACGCUGAAUCCUGCUGAUACUAAGCAUCCAUUCACACUGCGCUUUGCAUCCGAUAGUGUUUGGGCUGGGUUAGAUGAAUCAGGUUCGUUCGAUGCUGCCUUAUCUGCAGUCAUGUCACGCGUGCAUCUCGCACAUGCUGUGGCUGUUGAUCCGAUCGCGACUGCUCGUGCCUUUCAUCAGCAUGUCCUUUGCUUUUUUGCAGAUCUUUUGGGCAUUCACCUGGCGCCUCAGCAGCUGCCAGCAGAUGGUCUUGCAACUGCUUUUGGGCAUGGAGUGCUCGGGCCCAUUGCAGCAGUCUAUGGUAUCACAGAACCGCAGCUACGUGGAAGUCUGCAUCUUCACAUGCUCGUCCAUUUGUAUGGCUUGCAUACGAUCGAAGCACUCCUGCGACGGUUUCGAUCACGCUUGCCGGAGCUGCGCGCCAGACUCAUUGCUUGGAGCAACAGUAUUCUUGGUGCUUCUUUGGAAAGUUUACCUGCAACCUUGCACACUCCGGAAGCAAUGGAGACUUUCCAACGCUUGCAGCCGCUGCCUUUCUCUCAGCGGCAAGAAGCGGUCCUCCAUGCCCAACUCGGAGCAUCCUGGGAUUUUCAGGUCGCGGGCACCCACUGGAGACUGGGCCAGUUGCCUUUGGUGCCUGCGUGUGCACCGUGGUUUGACCCUUGCUCUGAUGCUGCCAAUGGUGUUCCAACUUUUGUUCCGUGGCCUCGCACAUACUUGUGUGUCGAAGCGGCGCUAUCUGCCGAGACCUGGACUUCCAUGCUGUUAUAUGACCUCCGUCAUACUGCAGUCCACAGCUGCUUGCACGAUUGUCGUCCACGGACUUGCCACAAAGGGCGUUUGGGGAAAGCAGGUUUCUGUCGACUUGGCUUUUGGCAUUGGCGCGAUGUUGCCCCAUGGACUGCGCCUGACACUUGGCAGCGUUGUCAUGGUCUACCACUGCAACAUCAAACUACGGUGGACUCUUCCGCGUCGACUUCUGGCACCCGGGGUCAACUCCUUCCGGAACGACAUCAUCCAUUUCAUACGCGCUUCAACACCAGCAUUCUUGCAUGUUGCAAAUGCAACCAUGAUGUCACUUUGUUGCUCCGGGCACCACCAGCGAGCGACCAAGAAGACUCCGAUGCCAGCCUGGCAGCGAGUAUGGCGGCGUCGGCUAGGGCCGCGUCGUACUACAUCAGUGCAUACAUUACGAAGACGCAUCCACAUCUGUCGAACUUGUGGCUUUUGUUGCGCUCUGGACAUGAGCGACUUCAAGAAGAGCUGCGGACCCACGCGCAAGCAGACAAUGCCUCUUACGUCGCUGCUCGCACUCUCACGCGGAUGUUGACUUCCGCGGAAAAGAGUUCGCACAAGUCGAUGGCUGAGAUUUCCCAUUACCUCUUAGGCUUUCCAGAAGCUUAUGCGACGCACUCCUUCAAGAAACUGUAUGUCACCAAUUUGGUCAGUUGUGCGCUGCAGCUUUUGCCUGUUGUCAGCAUCGAAGAACAAGAGCCUCAAUCGACUUUCUUUCUGCAUCAUCUCCAGUCUGACCCAACUGUCGGAGAAGGUGAGCAGCUCGAGCAUUUCUCUGUCGUCACAGGACAUCAAGAGCAGGAUUACUUGCAUCGUGGCGAGGCACUGGCAGCCUGGCCACUCUAUUUCUACGUUGCCGCCUUCGAGCGGUGCACUGCCAGUCGUCUGCCAACAGCCAGUGCGUACGCGCACUAUGCGCCAUCGCAUCCACAAGCGACUCGGGCCGUACAGCGCUUGCGCCUCGAUUCCCCUUGGGUCAUACCGCAGCUCUGCGGGAUCAAUCUACCUGCACCUGACCAAGAUUUGGAAUUGCACUGUCUCAUGUUGCUUUUGCUGUUCAAGCCAUGGGCCCAAGCAGAUCUUGGCGACCUUCUGCCUGUUCUCGGCGGCCGCCGGUCUCCGACCUGGAGCUCCGCAUUGAACCACUAUCGCGAACAACUCACGGCCAUUGUCGACGCAUCUCCUCCAGGUACUCGCGCUGCACCUUUUACGACACUGUACUGGGCCCAGCGCUGCUUGGCAAGGUCCCCUGUGCAGUUACGUCAUGACAAGAUGUUGAGGGAGCCCAGGGUUAAUCCCCCCCAGAGGCAAUGUAUGAUUCCUCUUCUGUCCGUGUGUUUGGGGCCGACGGGCGGCUCUGCGUAUUUAAAUUUGCAGUUCCUUCAUCGGCAGGAUUACCCCAGCGCUGAAGCCUGUACGGGACCCCUCCGCAGAGCACCGCAAAACAGCCCGCUAGGCCACGAGGAACAAAAGAAGCAGUGGGCCUCCAGUAACGAACCUUCCACGUAA